AACCCUGCAUGCCUGGAUGCUGGAACUGUUGUUGUCAUCCAAAGCCGCGCCACCUUAGAAGUCCAUAAUCAAUCAUCUUCCGCCGCUACCAUUCCUUGUCAAUCACAACAUUUUUGUCUCUGGCAGUCCGCAUUUGUGUUCUGUACGCGGAGGAGGAAGGCACAGCCGUAUAGUUGCUGACUUUCUGGUGGAGGAUUCUGGCCGGGAGGGUUUAAGCAGCGGCGAUAUGGCGAUGUGCGGCGGGAUGGGAAUGGAAGAGCAAUUGCAUAAAUGCUCACAGUGGGCGAUCAGGUACAUGGAGUAUUGCUUAUGCAGCAGCAAGGAUGGAGUUUCGCUGGCUCUCGGGGCCUUGAGUGUGCUCAGUUGGGUGGUGGCUGAGAUUCCCCAGAUCAUUACCAACUUCAGGGAUAAAUCCACAGAAGGCCUCUCCUUUUGGUUCUUGCUGACAUGGAUUAUUGGGGACAUGUGCAACAUCUUUGGCUGCCUUCUAGAACCAGCAACUCUUCCCACUCAACUCUACAUGGCAAUGUUUUUUGCAUUGACUACUUUCUUUCUUGCUGGGCAAGCAUUAUACUAUGCUCAUAUCUAUCCACAACUGAAGUCCAAUAGAAGGUCUCAUAAGGUUUUGGAGAGUGGGGCAUUUGAAAAGGGAUUGGAGGAUAACUAUACCAUGGAGAACGGUACAAGUAACCAUGCCAAUGGACUUAACGGUGGGAAAUACAUUCCUGCAUCUGGCCCACUUCAUAGCUCACCAAUUCCCCUGCCAAGUGGUGCUAACAGUGCAUCCUUGGAAAGAGAUUUAUAUUACAUGUCUGCCAGAUCUCUAUCGCUGAGCCACACUCCUCCAGUUGGGCCUUUUCCACCACACAGAACACUUGUUACAGAUGAUGAGCACGAUCCUGUUACUGCGCCAUUGCUCGGUGAAGCGGUUCCAGCUCAAUCUUCACCUGCUCCCAAAACAAAAGGCAUGCUUUGUGCGGCUUCCUUAUUCACCUUCAUUGUUGGUGGAUGGAAUCACCACAAAACAAAGAACAGCAAUAGUGCAAUGGUUUUUCACCAACAAGCUGGAAGGGUCCUGCUGUUCGGUAGAAAGCUCCUACAGGAGAAUGGUGAAUUUUCGCUUAAUAGCCAGUCCAUCCAUAAUAAUGGGGUUGCAGCAGUUCUUGGGUGGGCAAUGGCAUUCAUUUACAUUGGUGGGCGUGUCCCGCAAAUUCGAUUAAAUUUCAGGAGGGGAAAUGUUGACGGGCUAAAUCCACUAAUGUUUAUGUUUGCACUGUUCGGUAACAUCACAUAUGUCGCUAGCAUUCUUGUCAGCAGCUUGGAUUGGUCAAAAAUUGGACCAAACAUGCCAUGGCUGGUUGAUGCAAGUGGCUGUGUACUCCUUGAUACCUUUAUACUAAUUCAGUACUUCUAUUAUCGUCGUCAUCGGGUAAGACAUGAAGUAGACAUUAAGCAUGACAAUGGCAGCCUGUAGAAAUUUUCCUACAAAAACAACAUACUUCACAAGUCUGUGCUGCUGAUCAGACCAAUGAAUUAAUAACGGAAACAUGAAGGGGGCGACCUUCAAAACACAUUUUUACUCACGGCAUUGGAGAAAGAGCUUGAUGGAAGGGUAGCUGGCAAACCCCAACCCCCCAGUUUUUUCAUUUACAUAUUCUUUCUGGUUAUAGGGUGCUUACUUUAAAACAUGAAGCGGAAAUCCUGCUUUUCCACAUUUUUGACUGCUAUAUUUUCGAGAGCGUUAUGUUCUUGUUUUAAUUCGACACUUUGGUUUGUUCUUUGAGUAGUUGAUGCUUAUUCGAGCAAAGGCAUAGGAGUGAUUAAAGAGAAAUAGAACAAUAAAAAUUACAAUAAUUACUAAUAUUAG
Cuscuta epithymum is the source of this 1867-nucleotide messenger RNA. Lineage: Eukaryota; Viridiplantae; Streptophyta; Magnoliopsida; Solanales; Convolvulaceae. The record is from the annotation of a GenBank genome assembly.